This is a messenger RNA of Poecilia latipinna (sailfin molly), 713 nucleotides long. RefSeq names its product glutamine amidotransferase class 1 domain containing 1 (gene gatd1). The transcript has 7 exons. Gene Ontology annotation, molecular function: glyoxalase III activity. Gene Ontology annotation, cellular component: cytoplasm. Lineage: Eukaryota; Metazoa; Chordata; Actinopteri; Cyprinodontiformes; Poeciliidae. The record is from RefSeq and is a predicted model, not a curated record. Bases 40 to 681 code for a protein of 213 amino acids.
GCACUUCUAUUAUCUUCUUUGGCAAAAAAUAAUAAUAAAAUGUCUGCGAAACCAACCUGCUUAAUAGUGGCCAGCGCUUCCCCUCAAGGGGUCUCCGCCAAAUCCUUUCUGCAGUGCUUCAGUCUUUGCAGCACAGCUUUCAAUCUGCAGACCGCCACACCAGGGGGAAAGCCAAUAGACUUUGUGGGAGUUGAUGAAAGCACAGCGAGAUGGGUGCAGGACUUUAAUGUGAAGUCCUACGCAACACCAGCCAAACUCGAAUCCAUAGAUGGUGCCAGAUACCAGGCGUUGCUCAUCCCCGACUGCCCCGGAGCGCCGAACGACCUGGCACACAGCGGCUCCAUGCACCGAAUUCUCACACAGUUCAUCUCCCAGCAGAAGCCCGUGUGUGCUGUUGGACAGGGCGUGUCGGCACUGUGCUGUGCUACCGAGGGGCAGAAGUGGAUCUUCAGUGGUUACAGCUUAACAGGGCCGUCUGUGUUUGAGCUGGUGCGUCAGCCCGACUUUGCCAACCUUCCCCUUAUUGUGGAGGAUUUUGUGAAAGACAGCGGAGGAUCUUAUACAGCGAGUCAAGAAGACGCCGUGCAUGUAGUUGUGGACAGACACGUCAUAACUGGACAGAAUCAGCAGUCGACGUCACUGGCAGUGAAUAAUCUCAUCCUCCUUUGUAAUGCCAAAUAAAAAGUCUCUCUGUCUGGAUCUGUUAGUAACAA